Messenger RNA from Saprolegnia diclina VS20, 561 nucleotides. RefSeq lists its product as hypothetical. The transcript has a single exon. Lineage: Eukaryota; Oomycota; Saprolegniomycetes; Saprolegniales; Saprolegniaceae. Bases 15 to 560 code for a protein of 181 amino acids. The record is from RefSeq and is a predicted model, not a curated record.
GGCCAUUUCAGCCCAUGGUUCGUGUCAAGGGGUCGAGCAGCCCCGGUGUUGCCGCGCACGAAGCCGCGAUGCGCCAGUAUCGAGCGGUCAGGACACUGGCUUACGCGAACGCGAUGCCCCAUGGCACGCUGCCCGAACUCAGCGUCAAGGGCGUCGACUACAUCCUGCAAUGGCCGCUGCCGCAAGGUCAAAUGGCCCAGCUCGUCGCGCGUUAUGCUGUCAAUGGCAGUAUUGUCGUGCCCGCGCCGGACGUCUAUAUCACCAACCAAGAUGCGUGGAAAGACGUUUUUGACGCGUACGUCCUCGAUGUUGUCGACAGCCGACUCGAGAUGACGACAACGGACAUUGCCGUGUGCUUGUCUCAUGCGUGCAUCGACACGAACGGCACUGCGAACGCGCUCACUCCGAGUGCGGAAAGCCUCGAGGACGCGGAGAAUCAUGGCUACAACGUCUUUGGCACCCUCGUGCUCCUGCUGCCGUCGGCGUACAGCGGCGGUGCGCUCACGAUCAGCUACGACGGCAAGUCGACAAGCAUCGAGUUGGGGCCCAUGCACUUUUAGC